AAAUAUUGUUUGUCUCUUUCUUAUUGCGCAAGCGCAAAAGAGGACAAUCUCGAAAUGUUUGUAACUUUAAGUUUGGUUAAGAGUUAAUCUGAUUUAUAAAGAAAAAAGUUAUAGUUUUUAUCAUGGCAGUGUGGCCUAGAGGACUUGUUGCCUAUAUCGAUUCAAAAUUGGCGGUUCGAAAUCGCCGGGGACGUCACUUGCGUGUCUCGAACGCCGCGCCGCGCCGUUGCGAUCGCGAGCGCCGUUUCAAGGGCAAACACUGGCGCAUCGUCGGCUAACUUAACAGCAGUGUCAGUCGUCAACAUGAUGUGGCACCUCGCGUAGCGCCAGCCACCCCCCGUGUCACACGCUAACCACCGACACAAUCGUCCCUUCGAGUUCAGCGGGAGCGCGCGACCAUUAUGUAAUCGGAACGGGCGCACGGCCGAGCCGCCCCGCGAGUUACCCGUCAACCGACAGUUCGAGCGACGAAGACGACGACGACGACGACGACGUAAAAACAUUAUCCCAAUAGUAACGCAUCACACACACGAGCCGAUAACUCCGGAAUCAAGUACAAAACGCGUCCCGGGGACAACACACGCCGGACGCGACCCGCGACAAAUGCUGGCUGUGUAACACGCAACUCCGUUCAAACGAUAAACGAAAAACGAAAACAUGGAUUGUCCGGUGCCAGAACUGGAGGAGCUGACGGUGUGCGGCUACUGCAAGCAGAAGUUCAACGACACCGACCAGAGCCCGAAGUUGCUCAGCUGCAAGCACUACUUCUGUCUGCAGUGCACGAGGACGAGCCUCACCAAAGGGCCGGACCUCUAUUGCGUCUACUGCUGGAAGCGCACCGAAAUCGGCGAUCUAGGACCGGAGGCGUUGCCCACGUACGCACCCGUCUUGUGUCUGGCCAAGAAUUUCGCUCAGCUUAAGCUCAAACCGCCUGACAAACCUAACAAGGUGAUUUCGGAAAAUUGCCACACGCACGCGAUGCCGCUGGCGCUGUGGUGUCAUACGUGUGGCGCCCCAGUGUGCCGCGCCUGCGCCAACACUUCCGACCAUUCGACCCACCAGAUUAAGUCCCAGGUGGAGGCUAAAGACCAGCUCGUUGCCGAAUUGCAAAUCGACCUGGCUGCUAUGAACAAAAUGCUAGCUGAGAUUCAGCGUCUGGCCGUGCAGCAGCGCGAGUUCCUGCUUAAGAUCCUGGAGGCGUGCGUCACGCUUAAGACCCACGUAGAAGCGGAUCUGGCCAAUAACGCAUCGCACUUUGAAUUGGCCGACACCAGGGAUGCGUUGGCGAAACUCAGAUUGAAUCUGUCGAUGGCCGAGACGUUAACGGACGUGCACAGUUUGUGCUCCAGUGUCGGCGUUGAAAAGCAACGAUUGCAGCUACGCUAUCAGGAGAUGUAUCUUCAAUGUCAACUGGACGAUCUAAUACGUAAUUCGUCCGUGAUUUUCGACUUCCAGUUGCUGAAACAGGCGUUGAGCAACAUUCAUAACGGCGGCGAACCCGUUGUCUAUCCGGGCAAUUCACGCAUUCUGCCGCCAAAUCAACAGAAUCCCAUACUGUUCCUCGCCAACUAUUGCAUGUCACAACUGUACUCGCGUCAUAUGUUAUCCAAACAGACAACUGUGAACGGUAACAUGGAUUAUCACAAUCACAACACGAUCGCCCCAACCAAUUAUCUCAGCCACAAUCCGCAACAUCUUGUGUUAUCCACCCCCAAAAACAUCUACCAGGAGAACAACCUGCUGAUGCAGAACAUGAUCCAUUCGCCACAAAUCCGCAACCCGGCCAAUAUGUGUCCCAUGUACUACUUCAACGUCGAGGUAAACGGUACACAAUUGGGCAGGAUCGUCAUUGAAGUGCGGGCGGACGUGGCACCGAAAAUGGCGAAGAAUUUCGGCAUGCUGACCACAGGUGAAGCGGGCAUGGGUUACAAGGGCUGUCAAAUAUUCCAGUGUUGGGAAGGCGAGAGCGUGAUCACAGGAGAUUUCGAAUUGAACAACGGCAGAGGCGGACGCAGCAUCUUCGAGGAGCCCUAUUUUCUGCCGGACGACACGAAAUUGAUGGCGGUCAGGGGAACGGUGGGAAUGCGACGUACCCAGAAGCGCCACGACAAUCUCGGUAUGGUCGGAUCGCAGUUCCGGAUCAUAUUGCAGGAGAUGCGCGGAUUUACCGGGAUCUUUGGCCACGUUGUAGACGGUUUGGAGCUGGUGGAAAAGAUCAGCACGUACGGCGACACGGCUGGCAAACCGACGAAGAACAUCGUCAUCGCAAAAUGCGGCAAGUUGUAGACAGUAUCGUCUUUAUUUUUGUUUUAACGGACGUUUAUCGGAAAAGCACGUGCCGCUCCCUCCCCACCUUUCGCAAUAUCUGUGUAACGAUCGCGACGCGUUUUAUUGUAACAAUAGACCCCGGGGGAAAGAGUGGCGUGCGCUUUUCAUUUUUAUUGGCGACCCGUCGGAUUUUCCACGAAAAUAUUUAAUGAAAAUCACCCCCGCAAAGACUGACCGUUUUCCGUUUUGCUUCUGCGCCAUCGUAGCGCUUCGAUUCGAAUCAUAAAACCGAUAACAAAUACUAAAAGCGAAAAGGCAAAUCUUGACGGGUUGUCGUUAGAUUUUUAACGUUGUACAAAUCAAAUCUGGCUGAGAAUCACGAACUAAACAAAACGGCAGGACUGUACAAUACAUAAAAAAUACAACAAAAAAAAAAAAAAAUUAGAAGUAUAAAUAUUUAUCUGUAUAGGUGUAAUUGUAUGUGUAGCUUUCGCCGCGAUGGAACCGUCUUAGCUUAACAAAACAAGAAAACUAUCGAAUUCCAAAAAUAUAUUUUCGUAUAUUGUAUGUUUAAAACGUGUGUAAAAAACAACAAAGAAAAGAUAGACGUUUUUAUUGUUGUCGUUUUAUAGCUUUUUCGACAGAGAUCAUAUAGAAAGUAGAUUGUAAAGCGUUUGUUAUGUUUUAUGUGUUUUCGAACGGAGGGUGAUGUUAAAGAUUAAAGAGUCUAAGUAUAAAAAUCGAAAAGCGUUUUUUUUUUAGGUUUGGAAACCGAUUCCGAGGGUUUUCCGCAUCACAGAGUGUCUCUUCACUUUUUUAAUUCCAGUUUUUAGUACUUUUUUAUUAAAGCUUUUUUUAAUUUUUUAGAUCAACUUUAAGUACCUUAUAGUCGUUAUAAACCGUACUGCGAAUACGAAGAACGUGUUUUUUGUUUUGUUUCUUUUUAGCACGCCGAAAUUUCGGCCGUAUCAAUAGCCAAAGUUCUUUACUAUUUAGACAAGUUACACGAGUUUGUUUUUUGUUUGUUUGCAUUGUCUGUUUUAAGAGCAAGAUGCAUCGGAUUGUGUAACUACGUAGGUUUUAAGAGCGGUAAAUCGGUAUAAAACUGUUAAACUUAUAUUUAUAAAAGUUUAUCUAGAUUUAAGUUAACUGUAGUCUUGUUCGGGUUUAAAUUAUUUUAUCCAUACCAAAACUUAUGUGGUAUCUAAUACAGCGUUGUCAUAACUGGUAUUGAUAAUAAACAGUUUAUUUUAA
Aethina tumida (small hive beetle) is the source of this 3522-nucleotide messenger RNA. RefSeq lists its product as uncharacterized. Bases 658 to 2286 code for a protein of 542 amino acids. NCBI's taxonomy places the organism in Eukaryota, Metazoa, Arthropoda, Insecta, Coleoptera, Nitidulidae. The record is from RefSeq and is a predicted model, not a curated record. Gene Ontology annotation, molecular function: zinc ion binding; peptidyl-prolyl cis-trans isomerase activity. The transcript has 7 exons. Gene Ontology annotation, biological process: protein peptidyl-prolyl isomerization.